This is a messenger RNA of Aspergillus niger, 720 nucleotides long. RefSeq lists its product as uncharacterized. The record is from RefSeq and is a predicted model, not a curated record. Gene Ontology annotation, biological process: carbohydrate metabolic process. Gene Ontology annotation, molecular function: hydrolase activity, acting on carbon-nitrogen (but not peptide) bonds. The transcript is spliced from 3 exons. NCBI's taxonomy places the organism in Eukaryota, Fungi, Ascomycota, Eurotiomycetes, Eurotiales, Aspergillaceae. The coding region runs from base 1 to 720 and encodes 239 amino acids.
AUGUUCAAAUCCCUCGCAUUGGUCGCUCUUGCAACAAUCAGCCCCAGCGCAUUAUGUGCCCCUAUCACCAGCAGGGACAUCCCAUUCGGGCAGGUCAUCACCACAUGCACCACCCCCAACACCGUUGCCCUAACCUUCGAUGACGGUCCAUCCUCAUACACCCCCCAAUUGCUUGACCUUCUCAGCGAAUACAAAGUCCGAGCUACCUUUUUCGUCCUAGGCGAAGCCAGUCAAUCAAACCCCCAGAUUAUCCAGCGUAUAAGGCAAGAAGGACAUCAAGUUGGUUCCCAUACCUACGACCACACCAGCCUCCCCACGUUAAGCUACGACCAAAUCGUCCAAGAAAUGACGAGCCUUGAAUCCGUGCUCCAAAGUACCAUGGGCGAUAUUCCAACCUACAUGCGGCCUCCCUACUUCGACGUCAACGACUUGACCCUGCAGGUGAUGAGUGAUCUCGGAUACCAUGUUGUUACAGCCAGUAUUGAUACUAAGGACUACAACCACAAUAGCCCUGAUCUGAUUAGUCAAAGUUAUGACAAAUUCGUCACUGAGCUCAACAAUGGCGGUAAUCUUUGUUUGGCUCAUGAUACUAAAGAACAGACGGUGGUUACUCUGGCGAAGAUGAUGCUCGAUGAGACGAAGUCGAGGGGGUUGACUGUUACUACUGUCGGUGAUUGUCUGGGUGACCCAGAGGCGUCGUGGUACCGUUCUAGCCGAUAG